Messenger RNA from Puma concolor (puma), 540 nucleotides. The record is from RefSeq and is a predicted model, not a curated record. NCBI's taxonomy places the organism in Eukaryota, Metazoa, Chordata, Mammalia, Carnivora, Felidae.
AUGACCAAGGAGGAAAUUAACGGGGUGCCGGUGGCUCAGGCCAAGGAGAUUAAGACCAAGUUGGGAAUUCUCCUCCAGAAGCCAGACUCAGCGGUUGACCUUGUCAUCCCAUACAGCGAAAAGCCGGAGAAACCAGCCAAGACCCAGAAACCCCCGCUGGAUGAGGCUCUGCAAUGGCGUGACUCCCUGGACAAGAUCCUGCAGAACAACUAUGGGCUUGCCAGCUUCAAAAGUUUCCUGAAGUCUGAAUUCAGUGAGGAAAACCUCGAGUUCUGGCUGGCCUGUGAGGACUACAAGAAGAUCAAGUCCCCUGCCAAGAUGGCUGAGAAGGCGAAGAAAAUUUAUGAAGAAUUCAUCCAAACGGAGGCUCCUAAAGAGGUGAAUAUCGAUCACUUCACGAAGGACAUCACAACGAAGAACCUGGUGGAACCGUCCCCGAGCAGCUUCGAUGUGGCCCAGAAAAGAAUCUAUGCCCUGAUGGAAAAGGAUUCACUGCCUCGCUUUGUGCGCUCGGAGUUUUAUCAGGAAUUAAUCAAGUAG